Molecule: messenger RNA, 1028 nt
Organism: Manduca sexta (tobacco hornworm)
Lineage: Eukaryota; Metazoa; Arthropoda; Insecta; Lepidoptera; Sphingidae
Product: dosage compensation regulator
Exons: 2
Coding region: 97-696 (199 amino acids)
Source: RefSeq, a predicted model, not a curated record
CGGCUACAAAGAGAAUGUUUCAUAUAUAAGCGACUAAAUGGACCUGCAAAGCAACAGUUUUUUAACCGCUCCGUUGUCGCACACACAAAAACCACAAUGGACAUUUCGAAAUUAGUAAUAUUACUAUGUUGCACAUACUACAGCAUCGCGUCGCAUCACUCGCACACAAUACCAAUAGAGGGCUACGAAACAGAACUACAGGUUCUUGGCCAACAUGUAGAUAUUCCUGAAACACCCGUGAAAGUAGUUAAAAUCACCAAAACCAUUGCAGUUAAAAUACCCGUACCAUAUCCAGUGAAAGUAAGAGAGAAAGUGCCAUACCCUGUUCCUAUUGCUAAACCUUACCCGGUGCCCGUCCCUCAAAUCAUCAAAGUGCCGCACAUAAUAUCUACCAAAGGAAAUUACGGACAUGAUGGUGCCGGAAGUGGUAGUGAGGGCGCGCAGAGUUCUUAUUUACCGGGUGGCCAAGGCGGCAAUUCCUAUGGGGUUCAGGAAAUCGGAUCAGAUAAUGGAAACUCUUUUGCUCCUUCCGGUGAAGGGCAUGCCUUCGAGGGCGGCAACUCUGGUUACAACCAAAAUGCAGGCUCUUUUGGAGACGAAUACGAAGGAGAGGGAUAUCCUGGCGGUUCUUACGGCGGCCCAUCCCAAAGCUAUAAUGGUUAUUCUAACAAUAAUAACGUCCACAGUUUAUAUUAAUUAAGAAAUAGCGACAAUGAUUUAAAAUAUUUUUAUUGCAAAAUACAGCCGGAAGAUAUAUUGUGAUGAUCAAACCAUAUAGCAAGGAAAUUAUUUUGUUAUAUCUAUAACAAUGGUACUUAACUACAGUGAAAUUAAAAUGGUGAAUACAAUUACCUAGUGUGAUUCAGGAUAUUGUGAGUGAUCAGAAUGAAUUUUAGAGGUAUUUAUUAACAUAAUUCUGUUUGUUACAUAUUGUAUAUAGCAAGAAUAUUUGUUGUUGUAUGUGUGCUACGUAAUAUUGUUAAGUUUGUUGUAAAUUAUUAGUAAAAAGAUUUUGUUACAAAAAAAAA